Messenger RNA from Arabidopsis lyrata subsp. lyrata, 2661 nucleotides. RefSeq names its product leucine-rich repeat extensin-like protein 2. The record is from RefSeq and is a predicted model, not a curated record. Gene Ontology annotation, molecular function: protein binding. Lineage: Eukaryota; Viridiplantae; Streptophyta; Magnoliopsida; Brassicales; Brassicaceae.
AUGUUGUUGUUUCCUUCUACUUCUCUGCGUCUCUUCUUCUUUCUCUUCCUCUUGUACUCCUCUUGUUUCUUGCAAAUUAGAGGAGCUGAUGAUGAUGAUGAUAUAAGCGGUGAUGAUAUCAAAGUCGACCCGAGUCUCAAGUUCGAAAACCCGAGUCUUCGACAAGCCUACAUUGCUCUUCAAUCAUGGAAACAAGCUAUUUUCUCUGAUCCUUUUAACUUCACUGCCAAUUGGAAUGGCUCUGAUGUUUGUUCCUACAACGGUAUCUUCUGUUCUCCUUCUCCUUCUAGUCCGAAAACUCGAGUUGUUGCGGGUAUUGACCUUAACCAUGCGGACAUGGCUGGUUAUUUACCUCGUGAGCUUGGUCUUCUCACUGAUCUUGCUCUCUUUCAUCUCAACUCAAACCGCUUCUGUGGUGAAGUUCCUAUCACCUUUAAAAACAUGAAGCUUCUCUUCGAGCUUGAUUUAAGUAACAAUCGUUUUGUUGGGAAGUUCCCUAAUGUUGUCUUGUCUUUGCCUUCCCUCAAGUUCUUGGAUCUUCGGUACAACGAGUUUGAAGGUGGUAUCCCUUCGAAGCUAUUCGAUAAAGAGCUUGACGCAAUAUUCUUGAAUCAUAACCGGUUUCGGUUUGGAAUACCCGAAAACAUGGGAAACUCUCCGGUUUCUGCUCUUGUUCUUGCGGAUAAUGAUCUUGGAGGUUGCAUUCCGGGAAGUAUUGGUUUAAUGGGAAAGACUCUUAACGAGAUCAUCCUCUCUAACGAUAACUUAACCGGUUGCUUACCACCGCAGAUUGGGAAUCUCAAGAAUGUGACGGUUUUCGACGUCAGUUUCAACCGUUUAAGCGGUCCAUUGCCGUCAAGCAUUGGAAACAUGAAGAGCUUGGAACAGCUCAAUGUUGCUAACAAUAGAUUCACAGGAGUUAUUCCAAGCAGCAUUUGUCAGCUCUCUAACCUUGAGAACUUCACUUACUCUUCCAACUUCUUCACUGGUGAUGCUCCGAGAUGUGCGGCUCUUUCGGGAGACAAUGUGGCGGUUGAUGGAUCGAUGAAUUGUAUUGCUGGUAAAGAACGUCAAAGAUCGUCUAAAGAAUGUUCUUCUCCAGCCUCACGCCCUGUUGAUUGUACUAAAUUUGGAUGCAACAACUUUUUCUCUCCACCACCACCGUCUUUUAAGAUGUCACCCACCGUCCGAGUACUUCCUCCACCGCCUCCGUCUUCCAAGAUGUCGCCUACAUUUAGAGCAACUCCGCCACCGCCGUCUUCUAAGAUGUCUCCUACUUUUAGAGCAACUCCGCCACCGCCUUCUUCUAAGAUGUCACCUACUUUUAGAGCAACUCCGCCACCGCCUUCUUCCAAGAUGUCGCCUUCCGUCAAGGCCUAUCCUCCUCCCCCGCCACCGCCAAAGUAUGAGCCAUCUCCACCUCCUCCUUCUUCCGGAAUGUCACCUUCCGUUAGAGCAUACCCUCCACCACCACCAUCUCCUCCUCCACCAUACAUCUACUCAUCUCCUCCUCCGCCGUCACCAUCUCCUCCUCCACCAUACAUCUACUCAUCUCCUCCACCACCUCCGCCCGUAGUUAACUGUCCACCCACAACACAAAGUCCCCCACCGCCACCACCUCCAAUAUAUGAGCAACCUCCUUCACCUAGGGAAUACUAUCCAUCACCUUCACCACCUUACUACCAAUACACAUCUUCAAGGCCACCGCCUACUUACUACGCCGCUCAAUCUCCACCGCAACCGCCACCGGUCUACUAUAGACCGGUUACACAAUCUUCUCCUCCUUCACCGUUUUACUAUUCACCUAUUACUCAAAGUCCUCCACCACCACCACCGGUUUACUAUGCCCCGGUAACACAAAGUCCACCACCACCACCGGUCUACUAUCCACCAGUUACACAAAGUCCACCUCCCCCACCAGUUUAUUAUCCUCCAGUAACACAAAGCCCUCCACCACCACCACCAGUCUACUAUCCACCGGUAACACAAAGCCCUCCACCGCCAGCACCGGUCUACUAUCCACCGGUAACACAAACCCCUCCACCGCCACCACCGGUCUACUAUCCACCAGUAACACAAAGCCCACCUCCACCGCCACCACCAGUUGAGUACCAUCCACCGGCAAGCCCAAACCAGUCUCCACCACCACUGGAGUAUCAAUCACCACCACAAAAGGGAUGCAACGACAGUCAUCACUACCAAACACCAACACCACCUUCUCCGCCGCCUCCAUCCUACGAGGACACACCUCUUCCGCCAAUCCGCGGUGUCUCUUAUGCGUCCCCUCCUCCACCAUCAAUCCCAUACUACUAAGUUUAAACCAUGCAUUUAAACUAGUGGUUAACACGGACACUAGUCACAUACUCACAUUGAUCAAAAUUCUUUUGGCUUCGAACCUAUUUGUGUCUUUUGGUUGAUACAAGACAUUCGAGUUAUUUUUUUUCCGAUGAAUACUUUGUUCUUUUAUUUCUUGAUUAAACAGAGAAUAUGGAGUAUAUAGUUUCACUUAUUUUCUUAUUGGUUACCCAAUCUUUUAUAUGUAUUUUUUUCUACAAUAUAUAAAUAAUUAAAUAUACUUUCCUUCCACAAAAGCCUCUUCUCGCUUUAGAAGUUCACGAUUUCAAACAAUCUCUCAUCUUUAUCGCGAUUGCUUAGUCGAUA